AUGAAGACCGUCGUCAUCUUGUUGGCGAUAAUAGGCCAUGCUGCCGCCAACCUUCUUAUGCCCGGAAUUUACACGGAAGUCGUGGAAAUUCAACAAGGAAAGUAUCAAUUAAUCGGAGUACCACAAGCCGCACUAAAUGGAACCAUCGUUCAGUUGGAAUUCACAUGUGAUCCGGACGUUGACCUCGAGUUUGAUACCGAGUACGUGCUUCGCUCCUCGCCGUGUGACAAAGAGUUCUUCAACACCAAAGAAAACGAGAGGCGGCAGAAUUUGGUGUUCUAUUUCAACGAGACCAACCAAAACCACAUCCCCGACGCUUUCGACUACAAUGAGAUAGUCUACUAUAAAUCGCCAAUUCAAACGAUAUCUUGCAAAGGAUCUCACGGGCGAUUCCUUUUCCCCAUCCCGACCGGACCGAUGGCUGUGAAACAAGUGACACCAGUGCAUGUGGAUCGAGUGAAGAGGGACACCGGUCUCGGAUCCUUCCAUGCCGCUCAAACUAUUCCACGGGAUGGAAUUUACUACAUGAUUAUAAAGGUUGUUGGAAAAUCCUUCCCAUCAAAGCUAAAUGCCAACACCAAUGUCACCAUCUCCGUUCAAUGGAAGGCUCCAUACGGAUUCCUCUCAGCUAUUGACUGGCCAUUGCUCAGAUUCUAUAAGAUCAUGUGCGUGUUCUACUCGGCGCUCGCCCUUCUCUGGGUGUACUACUGCAUCAAGUACUACCGUGAUAUUCUUCGAAUCCAAUACUGGAUUGGAGCUGUCAUUGUCUUGGGAAUGGUUGAGAAGGCGUUCUUCCUGUCUGAAUACGCUACAAUGAAUGACACCGGGUCGAGUAUCGAUGGAAUACUGGAAAUCGCAGAGAUUGUGUCGUGUGCCAAGAAGACAAUGUCCAGAGUACUGGUUAUUAUUGUUUGUGUUGGAUACGGAGUGGUAAAACCAAGACUGGGGCAGACAUUGAACCAAGUCGCUGGUGUUGGACUGGUUUACUUCAUCUUCUGCUCAAUUGAAGGGAUCGCUAGAGUCUCCAAAAACACAGUCGAAGCUACUCGUCAGAAGCAAUUUGCCGCUCUACCCCUCGUUCUCACAGAGAUGAUCAUCUUCUAUUGGAUUUUCACCUCCUUAGCCGCUACCAUCCGAAUGCUCCGUCUGAAGAGAAACGAUGUGAAGCUAAACGUCUACCGUCAUUUUGCCAACACACUUGUAUUCUCUGUGAUCGCAUCAGUGGUGUUCAUGCUAUGGAGUAUGAUCUAUCAUAUUUUCCCAACGUGUCGUGUUGAUUGGAAAGAACUUUGGGUGGACACUGCUUUCUGGCAUGUGCUCUUCUGUUUCAUUCUGAUCGUCAUCAUGAUUCUCUGGCGUCCCUCACAAAAUAAUCAACGAUACGCGUUCACUCCACUUUUGGAUGACAGUGAAGAUGAGAAUGAUCAAGAUGAAAUCUUCAAUGCUUUCGCCCCUGGAUAUGAUAUUUUGACUGCUAGAACAUCUGGAUCCGGCGCCGAAACUCGCAAACUCCGUGAAGCCGAGAAAGAGCAAGAGAGAAAGGACGAGGCCAUCAAGGAGGACUUGAGAUGGAUAGAAGAGAACAUUCCAACCACUUUGGCUGACACUUGA
Molecule: messenger RNA, 1611 nt
Organism: Caenorhabditis briggsae
Lineage: Eukaryota; Metazoa; Nematoda; Chromadorea; Rhabditida; Rhabditidae
Exons: 9
Coding region: 1-1611 (536 amino acids)
Biological process (GO): retrograde transport, endosome to Golgi
Cellular component (GO): Golgi apparatus; membrane
Molecular function (GO): protein binding
Source: RefSeq, a predicted model, not a curated record